GGUUCAACAUUCUUCCGGACUUACCAAGUAACGAAGUAUGGAACACGGAGUACAAAAGGCAUACUAAUGGCUUUAUCCACUGAAAAAUAUAAUCGGUAAGAGAUGAGUUCAAGCAGCUUCUAUUGGAUAGUCAGCGGCACCAACACUUCACCAUUUCAAGUUCAACGCUCUCAAUCCCAUUAUCUGUGCCCACUUCAAUUUCAACAGUUCCCAUUUCCAAAAUCUAUUUCCAAUUUAAGAAAUUGUUUAGAAUCCCUUCAAUAUAAACCCCCCAAGAGUUCAGUUUGCGUGAAAUCCCUCCAAAUUGACGAAGGUGUGGAUCAGUUUCUCUCUUCUGUUCCCCCCGAUGAGCAAGAAACUGGAGAAAUUGAGGAGAUUGUGAGCGAUUUUGAGGAUGGUUUUGAAGACCCAGUUCCAUUUUCUGUAAGUGGAGAGAGAAAGGAGGGACAGGAAGAAGAGGAGGAUGAGGAAGACCGUCGCUUUAAGCUCCGAAAUGGCAAGGAGGUUCUUGCCGAAAAAGCUUAUCUUGUUGGUGUGGAGCAAAAAGGUGUUAAAGUGGAUUCUUUUGGAAUAGAAGAAUCUUUGAAAGAAUUGGCUCAAUUGGCUGAUACAGCAGGUCUUCAGGUUGUUGGUUCUACUUAUCAAAAGCUUGCUACUCCAAAUCCAAGAACAUAUAUUGGCUCAGGCAAGGUUUCUGAGAUGAAGAGUGCAAUUCAUGCAUUGGAUGUUGAAACAGUGAUAUUUGAUGAUGAGCUUUCACCAGGGCAAUUGCGUAAUUUGGAGAAAGUAUUUGGAAAAGAUGUUAGAGUCUGUGACAGGACUGCACUUAUUCUGGAUAUUUUCAACCAGAGGGCAGCGACUCAUGAAGCUGCUUUACAGGUUGCAUUGGCACAAAUGGAAUAUCAAUUACCACGGUUGACAAGAAUGUGGAGUCAUUUGGAGCGUCAAGCAGGAGGGAGGGUGAAAGGUAUGGGUGAGAAACAAAUUGAAGUGGAUAAGCGUAUUCUAAGAGACCAAAUUGGUGUUCUGAAAAAAGAGCUUGAAUCUGUUAGGCGUCAUCGAAAGCUGUACCGAAAUCGCCGUGUCUCGGUGCCUAUUCCAGUUGUAUCUUUAGUAGGAUAUACAAAUGCUGGAAAGAGUACAUUGUUAAAUCAAUUGACUGGAGCUAACGUGCUUGCCGAGGAUCGAUUGUUUGCUACACUUGAUCCAACAACCAGAAGGGUGCAGAUGAAGAAUGGGAAGGAAUUUCUACUAACUGAUACUGUCGGAUUCAUUCAAAAAUUACCAACUACAUUGGUUGCUGCCUUCAGAGCCACACUCGAGGAAAUAUCUGAAUCAUCGCUUCUAGUGCAUGUGGUGGACAUUAGUCACCCUUUGGCCGAGCAACAAAUUGAUGCUGUGGAUAAGGUUCUGUCAGAAUUGGAUGUUUCGCUAAUACCAAUGUUAAUUGUUUGGAACAAGGUUGAUAAGGUGAGUGAUCCAGAGAAAAUGAAGGCAGAAGCAAAGAGUCGAGGGAAUGUUGUCUGUUUAUCUGCUUUGAAUGGUGAUGGACUUGAUGAUUUUUGCAAUGCCAUUCAGGAAAAAUUGAAGGAUUCAAUGGUGUGGGUUGAGGCACUGGUUCCAUUUGACAAAGGAGAACUUCUCAGUAGCAUCCAUCGAAUUGGAAUGGUAGAAACAACUGAUUAUACAGAAAAUGGGACAUUGGUCAAAGCAUACGUCCCACUUCGCCUAGCAAGGCUCCUUACACCGAUGAGACAGUUGUAUGUAUCACCGUAGUUUCAGCAUAUACACGAUCUGGAACUCGACCUGUGAAAUUAUACACAAAAUUGCCCAGGAAUAUUUGGUUAAACAGGAGCUGUGUUGUGCUAUAUUUUGACACUUUAGAUCAAGCACGUGUGUAUCAAUGUAACUCUGUAAGUACAUAUUUCAUCUUCAGUGUACAUAAAUCAUAAUGACCAUACAGUCAUGCUUCUAAUCAAUACUAAGCUUACUGUUAGUAACUAAUCUA
Messenger RNA from Spinacia oleracea (spinach), 2008 nucleotides. RefSeq lists its product as uncharacterized. The transcript has 13 exons. The record is from RefSeq and is a predicted model, not a curated record. Gene Ontology annotation, molecular function: GTP binding; ribosome binding. NCBI's taxonomy places the organism in Eukaryota, Viridiplantae, Streptophyta, Magnoliopsida, Caryophyllales, Amaranthaceae. The coding region runs from base 103 to 1776 and encodes 557 amino acids. Gene Ontology annotation, cellular component: cytoplasm.